AUGGAUCGCCGGAAUAGCAGCGAGAAAACGACGACGUCGCAAGGCUCAACCAUGAAAGCGCCACCCUCAAUCUCAGUUUCUGAGGCCUUUAUAGUCAACGCGUUAUGCGUCCUUGGCUUGGCCUUCGCCUUUUGGGUUGCCAACACUGUCUUCUCCAUCGACCUCGUUUCUCAUCCUUCUCUCACACUCUUCUUCAUCUCGAUUGCAGAGCUUCCGAUCGUGAUCCUUCUAUACAGUCGAUAUCGACAAAAUCGCCAACAAUGCACGUACCUGCGAGCUGUUGGAAGAGGUGUUCUAGGAGUGCCUAUAGGGGCACUAUUAAAUUUUUUAGGAGCUAUUGCUUUGGGGGCGCCUGUUACAUUUCAGUAUCUUCCCAAGACUUUAAAUUGGGCUCUCAUGAUGUCAUUGUUCACAACAGUUCCAGCAUCAUGUGUUCUUGGUUCAUCGUGGGCUGACUGGAGACGUAUAUUUGCUCAAACAAAGCCUAAUGGAUCUAUAGAGUACCUGAUUUGUUUACCAGCUCAUGGAGCAGUUAUUGGGGCAUGGUUUGGGGCUUGGCCGAUGCCACUUGACUGGGAGAGGCCAUGGCAGGAAUGGCCCAUUUCUGUGAGCUAUGGAACCAUAGCCGGGUACCUGGUGGCAAUGGUUGCAUCAUUGGGCUUUGUUCUUAAUUGUUGUAGGUCACAAAAUAUCAAAAGAGAAUAA
Sphenostylis stenocarpa is the source of this 705-nucleotide messenger RNA. Lineage: Eukaryota; Viridiplantae; Streptophyta; Magnoliopsida; Fabales; Fabaceae. The record is from the annotation of a GenBank genome assembly.